Pieris macdunnoughi is the source of this 849-nucleotide messenger RNA. The record is from the annotation of a GenBank genome assembly. NCBI's taxonomy places the organism in Eukaryota, Metazoa, Arthropoda, Insecta, Lepidoptera, Pieridae.
AUGGUUGACUACUAUAGAAUACUUGGUGUGACUCGUACAUCUUCAGACGCAGAGAUAAAAAAGGCGUAUCGGAAACUUGCCCUUAAAUGGCACCCUGAUAAGAAUCCUGACAAUGCAGAUGAAGCUAAUAGGAAAUUCAAAGAGAUAUCUGAAGCUUAUGAGGUUUUAUCAGAUGCUAACAAGCGGAAAGUGUAUGAUGCACGUGGGUCCAGUCACCAUGGCCACAGAUAUCAGAGCAAGAAUGGAGUUAAUGGCCAUCGGCACUUUAGCUUCAAGGGUUUUUUUGGAGACACACCUUUCCAUCGGUUCUUUGAAAGAAAACGACGUGUUUACGAUCAGUAUGGCAAAGAAGGUCUAAACAGCAGCCGCGGGCGCCGAUCAACUACAGAUGAAGAUUAUGACUUUGGAUAUCACAGCUUCCCGUUCACAUUCCGCGAUCCAGAGGAAGUUUUUAGAGAAUUUUUUGGCGGAUCUCCGUUUAGUGAACUUUUUGCAGAUAUAAAUGGACACGGUAACCAUAGACACGGACGUCGUAGUCACCAUCCAAGCACAUCCCUAACAUCAUCAUUGUUCAAUCCGUUUGGCUUCGGGAUGCAAGGUCUGGAUGAUUUUUUCCAAGCCUCUAACGGGAACGCAUUCACUUCUUUCUCGACAUUCAAUAGCUCGCUGGCGGGCCCUGGAAGUGCUAAUAUGAGAAGUACUACAACCACCACUCGCGUAGUCAAUGGAAAGAAGAUUACUACUAAAAAAGUAAUGGAGAAUGGUCGGGAAACUGUGAUGUCUUACGAGAAUGGGGUCCUAAAAUCAAAGACUGUCAAUGGUGUACCUCAAUCACUAACAUACAGUUAA